Molecule: messenger RNA, 1574 nt
Organism: Suillus bovinus
Lineage: Eukaryota; Fungi; Basidiomycota; Agaricomycetes; Boletales; Suillaceae
Product: squalene epoxidase-domain-containing protein
Exons: 5
Coding region: 60-1454 (464 amino acids)
Biological process (GO): ergosterol biosynthetic process
Cellular component (GO): membrane; endoplasmic reticulum
Molecular function (GO): flavin adenine dinucleotide binding; squalene monooxygenase activity
Source: RefSeq, a predicted model, not a curated record
GACCCUUUUCUGUUAAAUACCAGGUGAGCCGCCUCCCCUGUGAUCAUUCUCAUUUCACGAUGCCCUCUUCUUACGAUGUACUCAUUGUUGGUGCCGGUGUAGCUGGCCCAGCCCUCGCCUAUGCCCUCGCCAUCAAGACAUGCGACAAGCGUCAUACUCCUCUACGGAUAGCUCUACUCGAGCGAUCCUUGUCAAAGCCAGACCGCAUCGUCGCCGAAUUGCUCCAGCCCGGCGGCGUUACCGCGCUCAAGCAGCUCGGUCUAGAAUCAUGCCUCGAGGAACUCGGCUCCGUUUAUUUGUCAGGUUAUUACGUUCAACGAGGGGAGCAGGGCAUUUGCGCCUCAUUCCCUGAAGGCCAUAACGCACGAGCUUUCGAACAUGGGGCAUUUGUCAUGGCCUUGCGCGAACGCGCACGGCGGGCACCCAAUGUCGACGUGAUCGAGGCCACAGUAACGGCUCUCAUUGAGAGCGAGGAUACACAACGCGUAGUAGGUGUUCGCGCCUCCACAGCGGGUGGUCAGCCAGAGCCAUAUUUCGCUCACCUCGUCAUUGUCGCGGACGGCUCCUCAUCCAAGUUCAGAAAUGCCAUCCUCGGGAACAUGCCGUAUGAGCCUUCCCAAAAGGGUUACUUGGCAGGUCUGAUUUUGAAAGACAUGACGCUGCCGGUGCCCAAUUAUGCCACUAUGAUCGUACUGAAAGACGCUGGACCGGUCGUCCUUUUUGAGCUCCCCAAUAACGAGUAUCGGAUGCUGGUCGAAAUGAAGGAGUCGCCGCCAGACCUCAAGGAGCAUAUACUGCGUGACGUUAUUCCUCAGCUUCCAGUAACGAUACGCGCAUCUGUUCUUAAUGCUGUGGAGACGUCGCGUGUGCGAAGAGCCCCGCAUUUUUAUCUUCCGCCCACAAAGCAGGGUGAACGUAACAAGGCAGGCGCGUUCCUACUAGGAGAUUCAUUGAACAUGCGCCACCCGCUCACUGCGGGUGGAAUGACGGUCGCCUUGAAUGACGUAGUCAUUCUCUCCGAUCUUCUGAGCCACAUCGAGAGCCUCAGCGACUGGCAUGAAAUCUCGGCCGUCCUCCAGAAGUGGCACCACUUGAGAAAACCGCUCGCGUCCACUAUCAAUACCAUGAGCAUGAGUUGGGCUGGCAUAUUCGCGGCCCAAGGCGAAGCAUUUGACAUUAUGCAGGAAGGAGCAUUCAAGUUUUUCGGGAAAGGCGCCAAGUAUUCCGACGAACCCAUGUCAUUAGCAGCUGGGAUCACCCAAUCUCCGUCGAUGCUGGCACGCAAUUCUCUCGCUAUAGCGGCAUACUCCAUCUGGGUGCUAUUCACCCAUCCUAGACCUGGAAAUAAAUACGCUCCGCAAUUUUACGAAUACCCGUUGCUUUUUGUCAAAGCGCUGAACGUGAUAUGGACUCUGGGCCUUGUGAUGGGGCCGGUGAUGUGGGCAGAGAUGUGAUUUAGACAGCAUCGAUGUUUGAAAUGAGUGUAUGAGCUCUUGUAUUGAUGGACAGUCCGCAGUAGAGAUUUUGCCUCGUGUACCUGUCUCGUCUAUGAUUAAUUUAUUCUUCUGAUUCGC